UCCUCCAUUUUCACUAAUUGUGUUUGAUUUGUGGGGAAUUCCAACGGUCCACUCCACGAAUUCCAAAACCUAAAUAUUUUCGAAAUCCGAGUCGCUCUCCUCACAGUGUUAAAAACAGUAGUAGUCGGUGGCAUCGCUCAAAUCACAGACAGGGAAUCAUUUUCUCGGUUACCAAACAGAAAAUGGCAAAAAAUGGGACAGAGGUGAUUGAGAUAUCUCCCUCUUCGUCUGAUGAGAGAUAUUCAGAAGAGGAAGAAGAUAAUGGGACUCCGUUGAGACCCGUGUUUUGCGUCAAAAGAAACACCGAUAUCAAACGCAUUGAAGAGAUCGAGGACUGCUUCAUAUUGGACUUCGAUCCCUUUGACUCCAUUGAUAUCUCAAAGCUCUCUGUUAGCAAUAGUCCUGUUGAUAAUGAAGUCUCUGUUGUUGCUGAGAAAGGCCAGGUGGCUUGCAGAGAUUAUCCACAUUCAAGGCAUCUCUGUAUGAAAUUCCCUUUUGAGACAACACCUCAUGAGCAAUACUGCAAGCUGUGUUACUGUUAUGUUUGCGAUUCAUCUGCCCCGUGCAAGUAUUGGAUGCAGCAUGAACAAGCACACUGCCAUGCUUCAGAGAAGGUUGGAGAUUGGAAGUCCCGAAGAAAUUUAAGGAAAAAACUACCAGCUGUUUGGGAUUGAAGAAGUUUUUCUUUCUUUGUGCUUUACUGUAGUUAAUGGGUUUCUGACUUCUGGUAUAGUGGUACAUGACAAAAGAAAAAGUAAAUUGUUUUGCUUUAAUGCUGUCAAAUUAAUGCUUAGAAUUUGAUAUGUGGGUUCUUUAGAUAUGUUUCUACUGCAGGAAACCUUUUUCAUUUAAAGAGGCAUAUGUGCUAUUAUUCCAUCAUUUUGGGUUGUUUUAUAUAUGAAUAUAUAUACAUGCUAUGAUAUAUGUAAAGGAUGGUGAGAGACUGAGAGUUGGGUGUAAAAUGUUUGAAAUUCUAUUAGUUAAGGAACUGGAGUCUGAUUCCUGGUCUUUUGCAGAAGCUGAAAGCAAGGAUUUGUGUACCCUUCCCCAAAAAAUUGUCAGCAUUCAAACCCCUUGCACAUGUUGGAAGAGUUCAUAAGUUUUUUGGAGAUGAGUGGAUGAAAUUGAUUUACUUCCAGUACUUAAAAAAAGAAAAGAAAAAAGGAAUUGAAUUCUUGUCCAGAUCAAUGUCUUAUAUUAUUUUAAACAAUGCAGUUCUAAAUUAGAAAAUUUAUUUAAAGUUGUGCCCACUUCCUUUUUAGUGUUAAUUCUGAAUGAAAUGCCUACAUCAAUGUAGGCCUUCAAGCAUGGACUGUAGAGGAGAAAUGUUUGUAUUUUUAAAGAACUGACUAGAUACCCUAAUUUUUACCUCUAAUUUAUAGAACUGGAUGCUAUUAAUGUUUCAGAAGUAAAUUUGACUACCAGUGGAUUAGUAUGUGGGAUUUGAAGGAAACAAUUUUUACAGUUAAUUAUUAUUAUUAUUUUAUUUUUAAAAUGGGCCAAAAGGGAGGAGUAGAGUUUUUUUCCCUUUUGAGUAAGCAAAACUUUCAUAGAGGAGAGAAGAAAAAGAUGAAUCAAGACCACAUUGGUUAAGCUUAUAAAAAAA
Messenger RNA from Quercus lobata, 1606 nucleotides. RefSeq lists its product as uncharacterized. The transcript is spliced from 3 exons. NCBI's taxonomy places the organism in Eukaryota, Viridiplantae, Streptophyta, Magnoliopsida, Fagales, Fagaceae. Bases 183 to 674 code for a protein of 163 amino acids. The record is from RefSeq and is a predicted model, not a curated record.